This is a messenger RNA of Pipistrellus nathusii (Nathusius's pipistrelle), 1305 nucleotides long. Lineage: Eukaryota; Metazoa; Chordata; Mammalia; Chiroptera; Vespertilionidae. The record is from the annotation of a GenBank genome assembly.
AUGCCUGACCGGGACAGCUAUGCCAACGGCACUGGGAGCGGCGGUGGAGGCCCUGGAAGUGGGAGCAGCGAGGAGGCCGGUGGAGCAGGGCCAGGCAGCGGAGGGGCCAGCUCAGAUGCCAUCUGCAGAGACUUCCUGAGGAAUGUGUGCAAACGAGGCAAGCGUUGCCGAUACCGCCAUCCAGACAUGAGUGAGGUGUCCAACUUGGGGGUGAGCAAAAAUGAGUUCAUCUUCUGCCAUGACUUCCAGAACAAGGAGUGCAGUCGCCCAAACUGCCGAUUCAUCCAUGGCUCCAAGGAGGAUGAGGAUGGCUAUAAGAAGACAGGAGAGCUUCCCCCUCGGCUGAGGCAGAAAGUCGCAGCAGGCCUGGGCCUUUCUCCAGCUGACCUACCGAAUGGCAAGGAGGAGGUCCCAAUCUGCCGGGAUUUUCUCAAAGGUGACUGCCAGAGAGGAGCCAAGUGCAAGUUCCGUCACCUACAACGGGAUUUUGAAUUUGAUACUAGGGGUGGAGGCGGCACCGGUGGUGGGGGCUCAACAGGCCCAGUCCCCCCAGGACGACGUCAUGAUCUCUAUGACAUCUUUGACCUCCCUGACAGGGGCUUUGAGGACCAUGAGCCAGGUCCCAAGCGCCGGCGAGGAUGCUGUCCCCCAGAUGGCCCCCAUUUUGAAUCUUAUGACUAUAGCCUGGCUCCACCCCGAGGGGUGGAGUGCAGGCUGCUGGAGGAGGAGAACGCCAUGCUCAGGAAGCGGGUAGAGGAGCUCAAGAAGCAGGUCAGCAACCUUCUGGCUACCAAUGAGGUACUCCUGGAACAAAAUGCCCAGUUCCGCAAUCAGGCCAAGGUCAUGACCCUGAGCUCUACUGCACCAGCAACUGAGCAGACUCUGGCUCCCACUGUGGGUACUGUUGCCACUUUUAACCAUGGCAUCGCCCAGACUCACACUACUCUCAGCAGCCAGGCUCUACAGCCUCGGCCUGUGUCUCAGCAAGAACUGGUAGCCCCCGCUGGAGCUCCAGCUGCUCCCCCAACUAAUGCUGCACCUCCUGCUGCUCCACCACCCCCACCCCCACACUUGAACCCAGAGAUCACGCCACUGUCAGCUGCUCUGGCUCAAACAAUUGCCCAGGGAAUGGCACCCCCACCGGUCUCCAUGGCUCCUGUGGCUGUAUCUGUGGCUCCGGUGGCCCCUGUGGCUGUAUCGAUGGCCCAACCCUUGGCAGGAAUCACAAUGAGCCACAGCACCACUCCCAUGGUGACUUACCCCAUUGCUUCCCAGAGCAUGCGUAUCACAGCCAUGCCACACUGA